Molecule: messenger RNA, 1595 nt
Organism: Brachypodium distachyon (stiff brome)
Lineage: Eukaryota; Viridiplantae; Streptophyta; Magnoliopsida; Poales; Poaceae
Exons: 2
Coding region: 226-1338 (370 amino acids)
Source: RefSeq, a predicted model, not a curated record
CUUCUGCGGUUCUGCCCCACGCCCCCAUCUCGCUGCCGAGCGCCCUAGUCCCCUCGCUUCGUCGCUCGUCUUCCUCCUCCUCGCGCGAGCGCCGCCGCCCUCCCUCCGCAUCCCGCGAUGCCUAGCGCCAAGCCCCCUAGCUCGUCUUCCUCCUCGCGCGAGCGCCUCCCCUCCACCGCAGGAACCAGAUCUACGAUCGAGUAAUAAUUCAGGAAAGGAACGAGGAUGUCGGAGCAACGUACGGCAACGGAUCGGGAGCAGCACCUUUACCUCUUGUUUGAUGACUGGGACUCUGGAUUCUCCAUCCGCAAGGUGAGCUUGUCGCGCAGAACAGGCAAACAGCCCUUAUCGUCUGGCUCAGACAAAGAAGGCGUUGAGCCCGUGCCUGAAGUUUUCAUGCACAUGCGGGCGCCGCGUGGGUAUCCCGACUUGUUCACGUCAGCCUUUGGCACCAUGAUCACGGCGAUGGAUACCGACAUGGAUGAUACAGCAGAGGAGGGCAUCCCAAUGAUCGACGUCCAGGAACAGGCCUUAGUCUUUGGACCUGACCCCUGCAACUAUAAUGGUUUUCCAAUCUACUUCCCCGUCGGCGACAAUAAGCUAUUUGUUCUGGAUAUGGGCACAUUUGAUUGCUACCUCCGGACGCCGGAAGAUAGUGAAGAACCGUGGGGGUCGUAUAACCUCGCUUGUCCGCCAUUCGACAGGACCGAUGUCUCCUCCUAUGGCGUGCUACCCAAUGGAUGCAUACUCGUCAGUACUACCAAGAGCACCUUCAUCUUCGACACCACCAAGAAAGAGCAUGUGUGGAAACCAUACGGUAAUUGGGUGUUGCCCUUCACUGGCCGUGGACACUAUGACACCUCGCUGGGGGGCUUUGUCGGUCUCUCCGAAGAUGGGUACCUCUACUGCAGCACCAUGGCUGCCAGCACCAGGACUGGCCUCGACACUGGCAAAACAUUGCACCCUUCCCCUGAUGUCAAGCGCACCAAGAAUGAGGUGUACACUGAGGGGCAGCAUGUAAGUGCCACCCUUGUGCACAUGCGCCAGGGGAGAUUCUGCCUUGUGGAGUGUGUCUCCGCUGAUAACGCAAGGACUGGUCAGGAGCUCAAGUCAUGGAUUAAUGAGUUCAGGUUGCCGCCGGGGGCUGCUGGGUGGGAUUUUGUGGGAGGCGGGCCCCAAGGCGGCCGCUGUAUGUAUCUUCUGAAGACCUUCUCUCUCAUUUAUGACAUGAAAGGAUUCUUUUUGAAGCUUACAGACUGCAAGGUUCGUUGCUACAGCCUGCCUCAUGAAGCAAGGAUUGGUUCCGUCUGUAUGGAUCCAGUGGCAUUUUGGCUGUGAAAUGCUAAAGUCAUGACAAGAGUUGCUAUGUUUUCACUCAGGUGUGACUUCUGCUUCUAUGUUUUAGUUUGGUGUAAUCUCAAACUGUGUUUUUCGUGGAUCCGGUGCUAGCUGAUGUGUGUUGCUAGCUUUUCUAUGUGGUCACUCAGUUGUUACUGCGUUGCUCUUUUGUUAAUUCAGCGUGUAAUCUCUAUUGUGAAUGAACAAUAUGUUUAAACUCAGGUAUUAUUGGUGUGUUGCUUUCCUAUGUUUUAAAA